Molecule: messenger RNA, 744 nt
Organism: Cotesia congregata
Lineage: Eukaryota; Metazoa; Arthropoda; Insecta; Hymenoptera; Braconidae
Source: the annotation of a GenBank genome assembly
AUGCCUAUAAUAAAUGAAUUAAAAAAAAAUGUACUGUCCAACUCAAAUUCAGAAACUUUCUUGUCAUAUUUAAUGAAUGUUUGGUUUUCAUACCCUGAAAAAGUUUUAACAUGGAAUAUUUUAUGGGACCAACAAUGGAUUGUUGAAUUUUUUAAUCAAAAUUUAUCGAGGGUCUUAAAUUAUUUACAAAAUCAGACACUGAAGCAAUUUAUUACUAAUAUUCCGGUAAUGUUGAAAGAAACGAUAAAAACUCUAAGCCAGCCGGAAUUUACUGAAAACCGAUCUCAAGUAACAGCGGAUGAAAUUCCUAAAAAAAUCGUACAGUUCAUUCACAAGUUACAUAAUCAAAUUUCUGAUGAAAAAUUAUCAAUAAAGUUUUUCUAUGAUGGAAUGAUAAAAAAUACUUUAAUUCAAGACACCAUCGAAAUUGCUAGUUCAAGGCGUCCAAGUGUUCAAAUCCAAAGUGACAUUGUUAAUGAACGGACUCAAAUGUCUAGUAAUAUUGGAAACAAUGUGGUAGCUGUUGAAUCAGUAAUAUCAAGUCAGUUACGUAGCGAAUCGACCACCUCUCUUGAAACCGGCUCUACUAAUAAUAAUAGCAUAAACGAGAAUCCAAGUAUUGUUAUUCAUGAUGAUGAUUCGGAAACAGAAGAGCCUGGAUCAAGUAUGAAUACCACGUUAGAUGAUGAGAUAAUUGUUAUUUCAGACGACGGAGUAACGGAAAAUAAUUUCACUGAGAGAUAA